Lasiosphaeria miniovina is the source of this 438-nucleotide messenger RNA. RefSeq lists its product as uncharacterized. Lineage: Eukaryota; Fungi; Ascomycota; Sordariomycetes; Sordariales; Lasiosphaeriaceae. The transcript has 2 exons. Bases 1 to 438 code for a protein of 145 amino acids. Gene Ontology annotation, biological process: proteasome assembly. The record is from RefSeq and is a predicted model, not a curated record.
AUGGCCGAAAACGGAGUGAGAGAAGACGCCUUCCCAGCCACGUCCAAGCAAGUAACCGGGCUUGUUAGCGGGAUUGAAACAGAGGUCUCAUUCAUGAGCUUUUUCGAUAAGAUCAUGAUUACCGUCUCUCAGGGCGGCCGGCUUGCCCAGUGGGUGCAAGUCCCGCUCUCUGCCCCAUCAUCGGCAUCUGUGGACAUGGCCCUCCCCGGAGCUGAGUUGACGGCUCUCCCUUCAACACAUUUAACCGCCAAGACCCUCCUCGGAAGCGGGGAUCGGGAAACUCUGGGGCAGCUGUAUGCUAGCCAGAUUGCAAGCCAUCUGUGCCUUCGCGAUCCCGAGGAGCGGAGAACACUUCUCCUCGGCCUGGGUCUAGAGAAAGCCGCCGGCGACAGGGAGGCAUUUUUUGAUCUUCUUGAAUUGGUGCAACAGGUCCUCUGA